Cephus cinctus (wheat stem sawfly) is the source of this 1817-nucleotide messenger RNA. RefSeq names its product multiple inositol polyphosphate phosphatase 1 (gene Mipp2). Gene Ontology annotation, molecular function: inositol phosphate phosphatase activity; acid phosphatase activity. The coding region runs from base 208 to 1533 and encodes 441 amino acids. NCBI's taxonomy places the organism in Eukaryota, Metazoa, Arthropoda, Insecta, Hymenoptera, Cephidae. The record is from RefSeq and is a predicted model, not a curated record. The transcript is spliced from 7 exons.
CAUAUUACAUAAUUACCGAUGCUGAUGCACAGUGAAUGGUUGAUAUUUCUUUAGAGAUUCCCUUUAUAAUGAAAGGUUAACAUAAUUCCUUGUAAUCUUAAGUUUUCUACCUUUUGGAGAUUAUCUAGUCAAAGAUGUCCUUCCGCCGAUGCUGAUUACUUAUCAUCGUCACAUAUAUUGAGAUUGCAGUGAUUUUUUCAUGUGGUAAUGGAUUGGAAGAUUUUCCAACUGAUAGUGCUAUAUAUAGGUUAUCUAGGCCUUUCAGUUGAAUCUCAAUGUUUAGAGAAUAAUGAUACUCAUAAAUGUAAAUUAGGAACAAAGACUCCUUACAGACUCAUAGCUAAUCUUAAUGAUUCUCUGAUCAAUUAUCCAGGAUGUAUCGAGAAAAAAAUUUGGCUCUUGGUACGACAUGGUACACGAUUCCCAGGAAAAAAAUAUGUUCCAAUCAUGAUGUCCAAGCUUCCUCAUCUACAGGAAUUGAUAUUGUCAAGCUAUGUAGCAAAUAGAUCAAGACUUAUGCCUGAUCAUAUUUCUCAAAUUGCCAAAUGGAAACUUAAUUUUGCUGAGGAUGCUGUUAUGAAACUUGCUGAAGAAGGUGAAAGGGAGAUGAUCGAUCUGGCUGAAAGAUUUCAGUCAAGGUUUCCUACACUAUUCCCAGAAAAGUACAGCAAUCUUACAUAUAAAUUUAAAUACACUGCAACGCAAAGAACAGAGGAAAGUGCAAAACACUUUGCUCUUGGGUUAUUUGGACUCCAAGGAAGCAAAGACGUUUGGUUUCCUGAACCAGAAUAUAGAGACCCUAUAUUACGAUUUUAUAAACGGUGCCAGCGAUGGCGCAAGGAAGUAGAUAAGAAUCCAAAGGCAUAUGAGGAAGAACAAAAAUUCAUACAGAGUUCUGUAGUAUCCGAUACAUUGAAAGAUAUUUCCAGUUUUCUAGGAUUCCAAGUUGAUUAUGAGGCUGCCAAUUUAAUGUAUACAAUAUGUGCUUUCGAAACUGCUUGGUACAGUAAUUCAGAAUCUGCUUGGUGUAAUGUUUUUCAGCCAAAACAUUUCAAAGUCUUAGAAUUUGCAGAGGAUCUAAAAUAUUAUUGGAUUGAUGGCUAUGGGUAUCCUUUAACAUAUGAGCAAGCAUGUCCUGCACUGCGUGACAUGUUUAAUUUUUUUCAAUCCAAAGAAGACGCUAACGUUACUGCCUAUUUUACACAUUCUGGUACAAUUUUAAAAUUACUUUCUUUGAUAAGAGUUGCGAAAGACAUAGAACCAUUAAAGCAUGACUCGUAUACUUUACACGAAGACCGUCGUGUAUGGAGAGUCAGUAUGAUUGAUGCUUUUGCAUCAAACCUGGCAUUUGUUCUUUACGACUGCAAAUCUAAGAAUCCAGCUAUUUUGGUAAUGCAUCAAGAACGAAUAGUGCAUCUUCCAGGAUGCCCAAAGAAUAUGCCUUGUCCACUUUCUAUCAUGAAAAAUCUUUACCCGGACAAUGAGGAGGAGUGUCAAUUCGAUACCAUGUGCGGUCUAGACGGCAAUGUUUAAGAGCCCAUGAAUUUUAUUUGGAGCAGUCUCUAUCCGAAAUAUUUAGUUGCCUUUCAGUCGUUCAUCAUUAUGCAGACUGUUAGUUUACAUUGGAGAGUCAACAUCUGAAGCUGAAGCAUAAAAAUAGUCUGUACGUUAUAAAUCAUGGCGCAGCUUAAUUGCUUGAACUCAAUUCCACAAACGUUCUUAAACAUUUUUUACAUAUAAGACAUCAUUUUAUACAUUGACGCUAUUAUUGUGAUAAUUCAAUAACACGGACAAAUAUAUACAUAUACAAGGAAAUA